Messenger RNA from Lindgomyces ingoldianus, 2125 nucleotides. Its product is annotated as P-loop containing nucleoside triphosphate hydrolase protein. The record is from RefSeq and is a predicted model, not a curated record. Gene Ontology annotation, molecular function: ATP binding; ATP hydrolysis activity. Bases 179 to 2125 code for a protein of 648 amino acids. NCBI's taxonomy places the organism in Eukaryota, Fungi, Ascomycota, Dothideomycetes, Pleosporales, Lindgomycetaceae. The transcript has 2 exons.
AAAGUCUUCAAGAGAAAGAAUCAAUCUAGCGCUGCCUUACCUUCAUCACUUCUUCAAUCCCUUGUGGGAUAAAAAUCUCCGUCUUUGUCCUCUUUAGACCAGUCGUAUAGCAGCCCUUCCUUCCUUUCCCCCUCAUUAUUUUUACCUCACUUCAGUUUUAGACCUCCACUCAUCCACCAUGGCUGUAAAAGACACAAAUGGACACGUUAGCAGUACUAGCGGAGUGAGCGGGUCUAACGGAUGCGCCAAGGACCUGGCCUCUGAAGGCUUCCUUCCCUCAUUUAAGCCCCUCUAUCAAGGUCCAAAAGACAAGGACAAGAACUGGACUUGGCUAGAUAAGGAGCCUGAAGACGUGGCUGAAGCUGCCGAAAACGAAGAGACCGCCCAACAUGCGCUUAUCACUCGCCUCCAGAAAGCGAACGACUCCAGGAAGAAAUUCGAGAUCCAUUCCAUUAUCAUCCAAUCGCCGUGGCUGAAAGAAGCCUUGGGCGAAAUUCUAAAGAAUUACCCCGGAGUAUGUUGCCAGCUGAAGCGAUUGGUCUUCGAAGCCCCAUUCGAACCUUUCGUGCACCGCUGGUCUGAGUUUCAGGAAUUCAGGAGGAGGAAAGAUAUUGAUGUAAUGACUGCAGAGCACCUUGAACUACUUCAUGAUGUGCUUAAGGAGGAGUUGAAAGAGGUCAUCAAAACAUUGGAAGACUAUGUCGUUCAUGGCGUUACUACAUGGGAGCAUGUCUGGACUAUUUUCCAGCCUGGACAAGUAAUCUACUCGGACUCUCUGCACGGCGCCCCUAGUGCCUUGCGGCUUCGAAGUGGCAAAUAUGUUAAGCUCCAGUGUGGCCAAGCAUACCAGCUCACCGCAGAAACCAUCGACUGGACAGGGAAUCACUUCGGCCGCAGUAUCGAAAGGAUCAAUAUCUUCGAGUUCCUCGGUACCACGCGAAUUUUGGGCCUUGCCGCUUUCCCGAUGUCGUUUCAUCCCUUUAAAGCGAAAGCGAAAGACAUCCUCAUCAAUCGAGGAAGAAAGUUCGAGGACCUUGCUGGAUGCCAUUACAAGGAGUACAAGGGCUUCGCGGUGACGUGGGAUAAAGAUGGGAAUGAGGUCUUGACAAGUGUUUCUGGUCGUAUUAUUGUUGAUUCAGAUACUUUCCGGCGCUUUUCUCCUCGUUAUGAAGGCGCCCCAGAACCAGAAUGCGCUGCGAAAUCUUUCAACGUCGACAAUCAAAGCGACGACGAAUAUGUGUUCGGGAAGCAGCAAGAGAAGAAGCGUCUGCAUCUUACAGAGGAGCAUCAACUCAUCUGCUGCCCUCGAGUUCGUGGUUACUCGCUCAAGAAAAAGCAGUGGCUCCUGUUUUACCUUGAUUUGAUCAAGGAUAUCAAAUUUAACGACAACGCGUUUGAGUCUCUGGUGCUUCCUGAGGACCAGAAAGAACUGAUCCUGUCCUUUGCCGAAUCUCAAGCUAUGAAUCGUAGCAAUUUCGACGAUGUCAUUUCCGGAAAGGGGCGUGGCCACAUUACCCUGCUCAGUGGCCCUCCGGGAGUUGGAAAAACGUUGACCGCGGAAUCAGUCGCGGAACACAUGCACGCUCCACUUUAUAUGAUGUCUGCUGGCGAUUUGGGGAUCAACCCAGACCAGGUUGAAACCAAGCUCACUAACAUAUUGGAGAUGAUUGCAAAAUGGAACGCGGUGCUAUUGCUUGACGAGUGCGAUGUGUUCCUUGAGGAGCGGUCGGCGCAUGAUCUUGAAAGGAACAAACUCGUCUCAAUCUUUCUGCGAGUCCUGGAAUACUACGAAGGGAUUCUCUUUCUAACCACCAAUCGUGUCGAUAAUAUUGACGCUGCAUUCCAGUCACGCAUUCACGUCUCAAUGUCUUAUCCAGACCUCAACAACGAAUCUCGCCGACAUAUCUGGGAGAAUUUCCUACAGCUAUUGGAUCGCCCAGAGGACUUCAGCGGAAAGGACGUCGAUGAGUUGGCUAAAGUGCAGUUGAAUGGCCGGCAGAUAAAAAAUGUGCUCAAAUCUGCAAGUCUGCUGAGCACACGAAAAAAUGAGCCAUUGACGAGGAAAUACGUGGACAUGGUUCUUGCCAUUGAGCGAAGGCGUCCGGGGGUGGCACCGGGUUUCUAA